CCUGUUACUCAGUUGAAUAAGAACACUCGAUCACUUGAUGUUAAUGUUGAAAAUGAAAUGAAAUAAGUUUAAUGCACAGAUUCUGAAGUCCUUGCUGUGGAUGUGAAGAUAUUUUUAUUCAUAACUGAAUACUGAGAUCAAACUAGAUUAUUACUUUACUUCACUAAAGUGAAACUGAAGAAGGAUUGUGACAUUUCACUCAGAGAGAAUGGCGUCUAAAAGUUUUUCUGAGGAGGAUUUAUCUUGUCCUGUGUGCUGUGAGAUUUUUAAAGAUCCUGUUUUGUUGUCCUGUAGUCACAGUGUCUGUAAAGACUGUAUUCACAGAUUCUGGAGAAGUAAAGGAGCUCAAGAAUGUCCAGUUUGUAGAAUAAGAUCUUCAAAAAAUAAACCUCCAGUGAAUCUGGUUUUGAAGAAUCUGUGUGAGAGUUUCUUACAGGAGAGAAGUAAGAGAUCUUCAUCAGUCUGUCAUCUUCACAAUGAGAAACUCAAACUCUUCUGUCUGGAUGAUCAACAGCCCGUGUGUGUCGUGUGUCGAGACUCCAGAACACACAACAACCACAAAUUCUGUCCUGUUGAUGAAGCUGUCGACGAGAAGAAGGAGAACCUCAGAAGUGCAUUAAAACCCUUACAGGAGAAACUGAGAAUAUUUGAGGAGUUUAAACAGAAUUGGGAUAAAACAGCAGAACAUAUAAAGAUUCAGAGUCGCCGCACAGAGACGCAGAUUCAUGAAGAGUUUGAGGAACUUCACCAGCUUCUACAUGAUGAAGAAUCAGCCAGAAUAAGAGCACUGAGAGAGGAAGAGGAGCAGAAGAGUCAGAUGAUGAAGGAGAAGAUUGAGAAGAUCAACAGAGACAUUUCAUCUCUUUCACACACAAUCAGAGGUGUAGAGGAGCAGAUGACAGCUGAAGAUGUUUCAUUCCUACAGAACUUGAAGAGCACACUGGAGAGAGUUCAGUGUGGAGCGUCAGAUCCAGAGAACAUCUCAGGAAUGAUGAUCAAUGUAGCAAAACAUCUCAGCAACCUGAAGUUUACUGUCAUACACAAGAUGAAGACAAUGUUCAAUACAGUGACUCCAGUGACUUUAGAUCCAAACACAUCUCACUGUAUACUCCUCGUGUCUGAUGAUCUGAUCAGUGUGAGAUUCAGUGAAGAUGCAGCAGAUCUGAUUCCUGAUAAUCCAGAGAGAUUUGAUGUGUCUCAGUGUGUUUUGGGUUCAGAGAGUUUUAGUUCAGGGAUUCACUGCUGGGAUGUUCAUGUUGGAGAUAACACACACUGGUUUCUGGGUGUGAUGACAGAAUCUGCUCAGAGGAAGAAGAAUGUUUUCAUCAGGACUGGAGUCUGGUGUGUGUAUUAUUACUCUGGCGGAUAUGGAACACUUAUUACAGCACAGAAAACCGGUCUCUCUCUGUCAGUGAAAGAGAAAGUUGAGAGAAUCAGAGUUGAGCUGGAUUGUGACGGAGGAAAACUGUCAUUCUCUGAUCCUCUCACUAACACACACAUACACACUUUCACACACAAGUUUACUGAAGGACUUUAUCCAUUGUUUAGUGUUAACUGUAACAUUUCUCCUCUGAUGAUCUUAACAGUAAAUUCAAACACAGCAGAAGUUAAUAAAAGAUUAAAUUGAUUGUCUGCGAAACAACACAAGUUUCUUUAAAACACAAACCUUUAAAGAUUAAUAUGAAGGUAAGAGAAUGUUUCUUUUCAUUGUAAUUUCUGUAAAUUCUUUAAAUGUUUUCAUUUUUAUGUGGUGAUGUGAGUUGGUCUGGGUCUAAUGACAGAAUCUCAAGAGAAGAAUCAAAUAUUGAUCUGGUCUAUGAGGAGUAAACAUAACAAAUAUACUCCUGAUAUUACACUAAAUGGUUUAAACAAUUCUACAAAAAGUGUAAAAAUAAAAUAAAAACAGAAUAAUGUGAAAUAAUACCAGUCUGUAUUAUCGAUGAUGCAUAAUUGAUUUUGGUGGUCAAGAUA
Messenger RNA from Triplophysa dalaica, 1971 nucleotides. RefSeq names its product E3 ubiquitin-protein ligase TRIM39-like. Bases 209 to 1627 code for a protein of 472 amino acids. The record is from RefSeq and is a predicted model, not a curated record. The transcript is spliced from 6 exons. Gene Ontology annotation, molecular function: zinc ion binding; protein binding. NCBI's taxonomy places the organism in Eukaryota, Metazoa, Chordata, Actinopteri, Cypriniformes, Nemacheilidae.